Molecule: messenger RNA, 1489 nt
Organism: Annulohypoxylon maeteangense
Lineage: Eukaryota; Fungi; Ascomycota; Sordariomycetes; Xylariales; Hypoxylaceae
Product: Gtr1/RagA G protein conserved region-domain-containing protein
Exons: 3
Coding region: 132-1193 (353 amino acids)
Biological process (GO): cellular response to amino acid stimulus; regulation of autophagy; cellular response to starvation
Cellular component (GO): Gtr1-Gtr2 GTPase complex; nucleus; fungal-type vacuole membrane
Molecular function (GO): GTPase activity; GTP binding
Source: RefSeq, a predicted model, not a curated record
GGACAGAGAGAUGAUGCGCCUGCCGAGCUGAACGAAUUCCCUAACGUCGCGUCGAGACCACGGCUGACCUCCGCGAUAUAUUAUCUAUUAUAUAGGAUAGGGUGGAAGUCUCUCAACCUUGCAUCAAUACCAUGACGGACCUCGAAGCAUCGACGCCCAGCUUGGGUCUGGCGAACGACAUUCGGAACGAGGUCAAGAAGCCCAAGAAGAAAAAGGUUCUUCUCAUGGGCAAGAGCGGUUCCGGGAAGUCGAGUAUGAGAAGUAUAAUAUUUAGUAACUAUAUCGCGCGGGAUACUCGACGUCUUGGUGCGACAAUCGACAUCGACCUUUCACAUGUCAAGUUCUUAGGGAAUCUGACAUUAAACCUAUGGGACUGCGGCGGUCAAGAGGCUUUUAUGGAAAACUACCUAUCGCAGCAGCGCGUUCACGUCUUUUCGAAUGUCGGAGUUCUCAUCUAUGUCUUCGAUAUCGAGUCUCGAGAUGUGGAUCGUGACAUGGCCACCUACGUCUCUAUCAUCUCCGCCCUGACCCAGUUUUCGCCCACCGCGAAGGUCUACGUGCUAAUUCACAAGAUGGACCUGAUUACCCCGCUCGCCCGAGAAGCCGUAUUCGUCGAUCGCGUAAAACUGGUUAGGCAGAAGACGUCGGAAUACAUUCAAGGCAUCGGAUACUCCGGUGAAUUGGAGCUCAUACCGUUUGCGACCUCGAUAUGGGAUCAAUCAUUAUACAAGGCGUGGGCAAGCAUCAUUCACGACCUAGUACCCAAUCUAUCCGUCAUCGAGUCGCAACUCGGGUCUCUGGGAGUAUUGAUCGAAGCGGAAGAGUUGCUCUUGUUUGAGAGAACUAGUUUCCUCGUCGUGUCGAAUUGGACAUCGCAAGAGGGUCAGAAUAAUCCGACGGGCGAUCGACAAGAGCGCAUCUCCAACAUCCUUAAGCAUUUCAAGCAGAGCAUCAGUCGAUUCACUGGUACACCCCGUAACGCAGAGCAAUUCACCUUGAUGGAGCAUAAGGCGGGGUCAAGAUUCUCCAUGUUUGCCUGCAAAUUUACCACCAACACCUACCUCAUGGUUAUCCUUCCACCUGGCGAGGCUAGAUUCAAUUCCGCCAAAUUGAAUUGUCAGAUUGCGAGGGAGAGCUUCAAAUUCCUAGACGGACCUGUUAUCCCGGGACCUGGCCAAAGUUACAAUUCCUAGUUCGACAAUGGCGAUUGGCAAGUUGAGGAAAAAGUAAGAUGUUACGAUUGAAUUUGACACGACUCGAAUACGAUGAAUAUGUAUUCGCAUUAGAUGGAACGACUCCGAGGUACUUCGAAUCAUGAUGAUAACGAUCCUGAUAUCGGUCACACUAGUACCGCCCUACACCCAAAAGUGAGGAAAAAGAAGUGAGGAGAAGAGCGAGAGAGGAGCGAGAGAGGAGCUAAUUUGAUAGCCUCUGUCUGAAGAUGUCUGGGCGGAGGGCAGAGGGCGGACGGAAUUACAAGUUUAUAAGG